GCGAAUAAAUCCUCUUAGCGUUCACUGCUGGCCCUUUUUGUGUCCUCAUCGAUAAAGAGAUAUCUCUGAUAAUGCCCUACCUUUAAGUAAUUUUCCCUGGGCUGCUACCCCCCCGUUUUAACAGAGAAGCCGCUUUCAAUUGUGAAAGCUGGCGGCGAGAGAAGAGAGAGCGAGACUUUCGCUCAAGCUUUGGCGUUGCUGGCGCUCAAUUGUCUCGCGUCCAUUGCCGAAGUCGGUUCUUUGUAGCGGCUCCACUGCAUCUCUGUAGACGUUCCGUUGAACGGUAUAAACGGAAAGAACGCUGUUGUUGUGUGACGCGCGGCACCCGUUUUUGCGUGUGUGCGUGCGACAGUGUCCGUGGGUGUGUGUGUGUUUCUAUAUGUGCGCGCGCGAUUGUGUGUGUGUGAGUGGGAGCCAAACAAAUAGCAAAACGCAAAAGCGAAAAGGGCCGAAAGAAAUCAUAGAGCAGGAGUCCCGUACAAACGGGGGUGGCGACAAACCACUGCUCCCUGUGUAACCACCACCCCCCCCUCCCACAACUCACAACCCGCUAAAUACGCUCACGUAUGCACCGUUAAGGGCGCCAUCCAUUCACAAUUUCCAAUAACAAAAAAAUACAAAAACAACAGAGAGUCGGCAAAAAAAACAACAAUAACCGUUUGACGAAAACAACAACAAGUGAAGCAUAAUUUGAAGAAACAUCAGAACAAAAGGGAAAGCACAAACAACGGAGUCUGAGAAAGAGAGAGAAACAGCCGUCACUGAGUGGAAGAAAGAUAGCAACAGCGGACAACAACAACGGACUCUGAGAGAAAGAGAAAUAAAACAACGGACUCUGCUAGAAAGAGAGAUAGGAACAACGAAGAGCAAACCAAAAAAAGUAGAAUAUUAAAAACAACAAAAGCAGAUUUUGAACAACGGAUUCUGCGGAAAAAAAGGAUUCCAUAAAUUAACGGACACUGAAAAAAAACGACCAAUUCUACAAAAAAAAUAACAGUUUUUGGGUCUGCACCAAUCGUUGUGGGCGUGGCCAAGUGCAUCCAACUGUAAUGUUCCAUUGCCGACGAUCCCUAUUCAUCAUCCAUUCAUCAUUUUCAUACUCAUCAUCAUCAACGUGGGUGCCAUCAACAAAAUGUCCAAAGCGACGGGAAACAUUGGACCGGCGCUAGGAGGUUCAAUCGGUGGAGCAAACGGUGUUAGGACGGAGGAUCACAUAAUAACCAUCAGUACUGCCAGCCUCGCGGAAGCCAGCAACGGGGAAGCACUGAAGCAAUCGUCUGCCAGAGAUCCGCCCGUACACUCAGUUGGGCCACAAUCUGUGGAGGUGCCCCACCACCAGCCGCCCAAAGCAAACAGUGCCCAAACCCAUACGAGCAAUAGAGGGUACUCCCUGUGCCGAUUGUCCCAGCUGGUUAGCUACCAGAAUAACAUUGCGGACGUGCAGCAUCGACGUGGUAGACGCCUCCAUGGACUGCAGUUGCCAUUGCAUCCGUUGCAACUGUUUGGAUGGUUGGUCCUGCUGCUCUUCGGUUUGGCCAGCUAUUGGGUGUUGAUCCCAGCAUUUCAUGCACCGCUACAGGGUCCGCUAUAUGGGCUCAUCACUGGGCUGUAUCUCGUGCACAUUGCCUCACAUUUGACGGCCCUGCUGACGGAUCCGGCGGACAAGGAGCUGCGGCGAGUGCAUCGCAACGAUCGCAUUGUCCCGGAGUUUGAUCGCACCAAGCACGGACACGUGAUUGAGAACGGACGGUGUCAUUUGUGCAACAUACGCACCUCCUCGAGCCGCACCAAGCACUGUUCGGUGUGCAACAAGUGUGUGGGAAAGUUCGACCAUCACUGCAAGUGGUUGAAUCAUUGCAUCGGAUCGAGGAACUAUGUGGCCUUCCUGAUGUGCGUCGUCAGUGCGGUGGUGGCCACACUGGUGAUUGUGGCCGCGGUGAUUGCCCAAAUCGCCUUCUACUACAUCCAACCGGAGUGGCUGAGCUUCUACUGGUGUCGUUCCACCAGCGAUCCGGAUGCCGGACACCAAAUGGAGCCCGGGGACUACAUAAAUCUCACUCUAAGCCUUGGUAAUGGGACCAUGAUGCUGCUGGAGCAGCCACCCGACGACGAAGAACCCCAACAGAUGGAUGAGCAAAUGGAGAACAUUACCAUUUCCACCAUUUCCACCUUGCCCACACUCUUGGAGAAUUUCACGGCUUUGAUUGAGGCAACUGCCACAUCCCAGCCAGGCAUCAAUAUGACCACGAAUCAGACCAUCACACCCGUAGUUGGGGGAAUAGGCGUGAAUGAAACUAUAUUCCUGCUGCUCCUGGGAGUCCUGGGACUCUUGGCAGCCGUGAGUGCAGGAUUACUUCUCCACCUGUGCUUUUUCCACAUCUACAUCUCGUUUUUGGGGCUCACGACCUACGAGUACAUCAGGAAUCAUCGUCAGGCGCAGGAAGCCAAAGCCAAACAGCUGCUGGAGCAGGGUACAGCCGUGGGAGUGGGCAAAAAUGGAACAGUUCACUUCUCAGCAACCCUCCCAGAGCCCCACAAUCCGUCCAAAACGAUGCCAGGUGGUCAGCAGCUCUACUGUUUCUCCAAGGCGCCACAUCCCAACCAGCAGCAGCAACAGGAGGCGGCUCUCUGCGCGGGACAAACGGAGCAAUCGAUGCGGAUGCAUUGCUGUGCCAGCUCCAGGGAGUUCCAUCAGUCGCGGCAGGCCAUCUACCUCUGCUCCCUGCUGGAGGAGCGGACCAGCGCCACCAGUCACCAUCCUCCUCUGCAGGACUCUCUGAGCAGCUUCCAUUGUUGCUCCAGUUUUGCGGCCAGCUCCCUGCAGCGUCGCGUGAGUGUGGCCAAGGGCUCACUGAUCUCUGGAGAGCUGCGACCCCAGCGUCCAGCCACGUAUCUGCAGUACACGGAACAGUGCACACUCUGCACCUUUCGCCUGAGACGUGAAGGAGCAGCAGCAGGCGCACCCAGCAGUGCGGGGGGAAGCAGCAGCACGAGGACUCUGUCCAGUCAAGCAGGUGUUUCCUCCGCAUCGGCUAAUGGGGCGGCAGGGAACAUCUCCAAACAUCAGCGCUGGCGCAGGAAAUGGAACUGCUGUGCCAGUGUCCCGGACAGUCCCGAUGUACCCAAUGAUCUCCUGGCGGCUCUGACCUUCAGAGAGCGCGAGAAUGCUGAAGCGGCGGCCAAGCUGAAUGCCCAAGAGCUGCCAAUACAAUUUAUACGAACUCUGAAUGGGGGCAUGGAUCAUCCGGAGGUGGAACUGCCUGUGAAGACAACGACAACGACGCCGCCGCGCAGCUCUCGAUUGCGGCACAUGCUGCGCCUCCUGGGACGCUAUAGAAGGCCCCGAUGUCGCCAUCAUGGAGGAGGAGCCCACGGCGUGGCGGCCAAGGAGCAUCAUCAGCAUCAUGGCGGGGGCACCAUCAAACAGAAUCAGAUACGUCCGUUGCAACUGCAGGCGGCAGGACGUGGCUACGUCGCCUCCACGACGCCAACAACAACGCCACCCGGCAGUUCUCCGAGUCGGAGCUCCGCAGAAAGCAGCAGCGAAUCGGUGAGCACCAGCAGUCCCUCCAGUGGCUCCAAGAAGGAGCUAAUGCUGUUGCCGACAUCCGUGAUCCGAGAUGAUAGUGUGACAACCUAUACACUCACCCUGCCACCGGCAUUGCCGCCGCCCACGCGACGCAAGAUGCCGCAGGCCAGUCAGGAGUUGGCAGAACUUGCCGAGUCCCUCGGAUUUGUCAGCAGUAAUCAUCAUCAUCCGCCGCCGCAACAUCAGCAGCAGCAGCAACACUUGACACCCAACAGUCGACAGAUGCCCCAUAGCCUGGGGAACGUCUAUCGAAGGCAACGGAGGAAGCAUUUCAUGCGCACUCGAUCGCCCACACUGUCGCCCAUCCAUGAAUCCGGCCUCUCCAAUCCGACAUCGCCGCAACCGCUGCGGCACCACCCACACAGCAGUCUAGCACUCAGCUCUAAUUCCAAUCCGGCCAAAUGUUCGUCCCCACUCGCCAACCGUUCGUCGAUGUCCUCAUCCUCGGUGCUCGUCCAGAACCUAUGCAGCCUGGCAGGCGAGACCCUCAGGAAGACAUCGUCCAAUAGUUCGCUCCAAAGCAUCAGCUCCAACUCUAGCAGCACUUAAAUGAGAUGCAGGGGGCACCCAAAUGAUAAAGGAGUGUGCUGUGGUGUUAAACAGUUCCUCGAAUGGUUUCUGUUAAGUCCUUUAGAUGAUAGUCAUAGUCAUAGUCAUAGCCAUAGUCGACGUCCCCUUGGCUUUCGGUGGAUCCAGGAAAUCAAUUAAUCUGCAAAUAAGUAUCCAAAGUCAUAACCAAUUGAAAUCAAUUAAGGCCUCCCCCAUCGGCGGAGUGGCAGGAAAUUGCCAGUGGAUGCGAUGUGGUUUCAUGGCCCGAAACUUAAUUACCUUUUUUGCAUAGGAUGUUGAGGCUCUUGGCAUAUUCUUUGUUUGAGUUUAUUGAAUGCAUAUCUAAAUUAUUAGAAGUCCUGGCCCGGCACCUCGAGCGCUAAUCGAAAAUAAUUUUAGUUUGUGAGGAAGCUAUGGAAACGUGGUUUACUCUUGAAUGGAAUUUCACCUUGGAAUUUUGCGUUGGGCUGUGUCUUCUUUUGGUUUUAAUUUCUUUGUUUUAUUCUCCACUAAGGAUGGUUAUUCCUUAUUGAAGUUAGGACGUUCCUAACCUCCUUUGGACAAUCCUGUGUCCGUGUUGCCUAAAAUCAAAGGUUGUUUUCCCUUGGAUUUCCGUUUGAGCAGUGCUGCCACAUCGUUUGUCACUAACAGCAUUAUCCCCACUCUGUAGCACCUACUUACUACAUGUCUAUCCCUAACAAUGUUCGCUUAUCCUUUGUCUUCAUUGAAUGACUUUGCAGUUGAAUUUAUAAAAUAUGCAACAGCAUGUGCUGCAAAUGCAGCCAAGGGGUCGUGUCGUCUGUUGUGAGCGGGCAGGUCACAAGAGGGGAGCAGCCAGCAGCUCCCCACUGAUAUUGAUUUUAAUUUUCCACAAAAUUUAUAAGCAAAGGCGUUGGGGUGAUUACGUAUUGUACGGAUGUACGUAUACGAGUACGCGAGUAUCUGUAUCUGUAUAUCCACUCGUAUAUCCUGGCAUCAUCCGUACAACGGAGAGGCAAAACCAUUCCACCAUUCGGGGCAUGCCUCGCCCCAAGGGAAGCAGACUGCUGAUGCUGAUGCUGCUGCAUGUUGCCAAAUUGUUACGCAAAUGUUUUCAUUCGAUUUAAAUUCAAAUGCAGUGACAAAACUCGACAAUAGACCCGAGAGAUACAACAGAUACGAGCACGAGUUCGAGUACGAGGUAGAAGGUUGCCCCAUGCCCUUUCCAUCAUUCCUCUAAACCUAAUUUUGAUGACUGACUCACAGACAGAGAGAGGGGGCGAGAGCGCCCCAUUAAAUAUGCUGAAAAAACUGAAUAAUUAAUGAAAUACAAGUCGAAAAAAACAGAUAGAAGUACAGCAAGGAAAUGCGUCAAAUGUGAGAUUGAAUCGCGGAGAUUGAGCACUCCUGUUUCUAUUCCUUCAGCUGUCAUUCAGGGCAAAAGUUUAACGAAUGGUUGGAUAGAUAUCAGGGUUUGCUUUGACUAGUGCUUGCCAUAACGAGGACGCACAUCAGGAGGACUCCGUCUGGUCCUCCUAUUUCCAGACAGUCCUCCGUGUCGGCUCUCAUGUUAUUGAAACUGACAGUCGAGGCAGAAAGCCAAAUGGAAAGUCCAUUUUUAACUGGCUAACACACACUCUGGGAGGUAAGUGUGUGUGUGUGUGUGGGAUGUGAUGUGGCACGAGUAAUGGUGCGGCAUGGUGUGAUGUGAUGUGAGACGGAUGGAUGGAUGGAUGGCUGGUUUGUUAGCGCGAGAAUUGAGUACAGGAAAUGGCUGCAGAGGAGGUGUUCGACGUUCAAGGUGUGGCCGGUGUGGCAGUUAGCUUCACUCAGAGUGUGAUUAGUUUCUUUUCCCUUUCUCCUUCUUUCUGUCUGCUUAACAGUCAUUCCAAAUCAAUUUUCUUACCCUUCAUCAUUCAGAUUUUGAAUUGUAAAUAGUUUUUUUUUAAUUGAGUGACUUUUAAGUCUUUAAGUUUGUACUUUUGGGGGGCUAUACACCACAAAAAGUACCAUGGAAUCAUUAUUAAGUUUAUAAAUUUGAGAAAACAGUUGAGACAUUUUUUUUAAGAUCAUUAACUUGCUCUACCAUUCACUUCUUUUGGCACAUGUGCCUCACAUUUCAUUUGCAUUCAAUUUACUUGAUUACAAUCCAAUGCACAUUAGCAAAAUUCAUUCAUCAUUCAAUUCCUAAACAAUCUUUUGGUUAAAUUCAAUUUCUAUGCUCUUAAAGUAGAACCAACUCAGAGCAGAUAUGCUGUAAACUUUUGUUCGAAAGAAAACUUCUAUUGUGAUUCUCCAAAAGUUUACCAAAAACUUUUUAACUUUAAAGAAAAAAGAAAGAGGAUAAAGGAAAUGCGCUUUUAUUUUUGGUUUAGUUUGGGUUUUGCUCCUUACUCACAUGGAAGUAAUCCACAAUCUUUGAAUUUAAAUAGACUAUUCGAAAAUGUUUUCGUUGUAAAAUUGCAUUCAAAGUGUUUUGUUUAUUGUAAAACAUUAUAGUUACACAAAAUAUUUAAGUUAAAAUACAGAUU
This is a messenger RNA of Drosophila pseudoobscura, 6648 nucleotides long. RefSeq lists its product as uncharacterized. Bases 1133 to 4138 code for a protein of 1001 amino acids. The record is from RefSeq and is a predicted model, not a curated record. Gene Ontology annotation, molecular function: protein-cysteine S-palmitoyltransferase activity. Gene Ontology annotation, biological process: peptidyl-L-cysteine S-palmitoylation; protein targeting to membrane. Lineage: Eukaryota; Metazoa; Arthropoda; Insecta; Diptera; Drosophilidae. Gene Ontology annotation, cellular component: endoplasmic reticulum; Golgi apparatus. The transcript has a single exon.